Molecule: messenger RNA, 1507 nt
Organism: Penicillium brasilianum
Lineage: Eukaryota; Fungi; Ascomycota; Eurotiomycetes; Eurotiales; Aspergillaceae
Source: the annotation of a GenBank genome assembly
CCGGACUAUACGCGAUUGACGCGACCGUUUUGUGUUGAGAAUAUCCUUCUCUUUCUCUCCCUUUUCCUUUCCCCAAAUCAACUUUGAUCAAUUCCUUUGUCAAUCUCCCUUGGUGGUUUGCUUCAUUCGCGUGGACCCUCCCCAUCCUCUUUGUCCACUUCCCCGCGCCGCGUACCUUUUUUCUUUUCUUCCCAAGACCCUACAACACCUUUCCCUCCCCGUCCCAUUGUCGGUCCUAGAAGACCUUCCACAUUGAGGAGAAUGCAGUCAGUCUCGGUUCAAUUCAGCCCCGUCAAGGAUGGCCGCCGUAUCCUCGGCGAGAAGGACUCCAACGCGUGUCUGUCCCCCGCCCGCCACGGCAAACAAUCUCUCUCGGUUACCAGCACGCCCGUCAAACGGUCCCUAUUCACGACUGUCUCGCCCAAGAAACUUCUCCCUUCUCCGAUCUUUGCAGGCCAAAAGCGAACGAUAGAUCAAGUGGACGAGGUUGAUGUAAACGACGCAUCGCUGCAGGCCCCGCGCGAGCUGCGCGUGGAGAGCCCACCAUGCACCGUGGAACAUGAGAGCCAACAGCUGAGCCCAGAGUCGGCCGCGAUGAAAAUCUCCAUCCCAGCCCCAUCAUCACAACCUACACGCGACCAACCCCGAGAAAUGGAUACCACGAGAUCCCGCAGCGCGUCACGAGCCUCAGACUCGGACACAGCGUCAAUCCCCGACGACCCUGACGCGCGAAAGGUAUUCAUCCAAGAAAAAGCAGCUCUCCUCCGAAACAGACUCCAAACUGCCAUGCGCAACGUACCCAACCACCAAAUUGACCGACGCGUCUCGGAACUGGAAGCACACAGUCGCAAAGCUCCCCGACUCUCAUUCUCCGCCCUCUCCUCUUCUUCCCCGGUCACUUCUUUCCGUCACACCUUCACACCUUCUCAGCUUAAGACGCCCCGAACUGGCUCGGCGGAAAACAUGAGCUCUACCCCUUCUCAACAAACGCCCGACCUCCCCCGACAACCGUCUUCCAUCAUUCAGAGUACAAAUUACGCCAAGCGCUGCCAACGGACUCCGCCCCGGGCUCUGGGAUCGCCGAUGCAACUAAGUAGCCCGCCUGCUACGGUGGUCCGCUAUAGUCGGAGUCGGGAUAUCACACAUGGGGUAGACGUUGAGGAAGCACAUGCAUCGCACGAUGCUCUCUCACCGUCGCAGAGGGGUGAUGCCGUGGAUGGGCUGCUCAAGCUUAUGAGCACGUCGGAUAGGCAUGAUAACUCCGAGGCUUGGAGUGGGUAGUCGCGUGGCAUUUACUGCCCGCUUCAGAGGCUACUUGGCCUAGACAUGAUGAAGUAUACCCUGACGAAUACUUGCUUGUUAACUACCUUGGAUACGUGAUUAGGGGCGCUCUAAUACCGCAAUCAUGUGGCGUCCUGUUAGACUUUUGUUAUUUUGUUACUUUUGCAAUCAAUGAUACCACUCGUGUCCUCUGGAAGUCAUGGUCCAAAGGUCUACACUCACAGAA